AUGGAUGCUCUAAUCCGCGAAAGUUUGUUUGGACGCCUCUUGAAUUUUUUGACCAGUAACAUGGUCUUGCCAUAUCCUGAUCUUGUGACACCUAAACUCGAGACGCUGUCAACUUCAGCUACGUCGGCCACUUCGGUGACGCCCGAGUCCGGCAAACAACUGCUCGUUGAAUUCUCAGGUGACGAUGACCCAGACAUGCCCAGGAACUGGUCACAGUUAGCAAAGACACUCGUCAUGUUGGAUGUGAUGUUCCUGAAUUUCAGCUUCUAUGCCGGGUCGGCAAUUUUUACACCAAGUAUUCCCGGUAUCAAGGAUCAAUUCGGCGCCACGACUGCUGAAGGAACCCUGGGGCUAUCACUCUUUGUCAUUGCCUAUGGCAUUGGACCUUUGUUUUUAUCUCCACUAUCAAAUCUCCCAGCUAUCGGCCGGACACCGGUGUAUUUCCUAGGAUCCCUCGUCUUUUGUCUGUUAAACAUCGGAACGGCUUUUGGAAAGAACAUUGAGACUAUCCUUACACUAAGAUUUCUUGGUGGUUUCUUUGGAAGCGCCCCGAUAAGUAUUGGAGGAGCAACUCUGAUGGAAGUAUACGGGCCGGGUGAAGUGCCGUAUGCGAUUGCUUUAUAUGCAGUGAGCGGGGUUUGUGGGCCGAUUUUAGGACCGAUAUUGGGGACUUUAGUGGUGUUCGUACCUUCCCAGCUUUAUACCCUACAUAUGGUUGCUAACUCAUGUAGCGAGCGUUGGCAAACUUGGACAGCAAGUUUAUGGCUUCUUGCUGGAAUUACCGCUUUCACAACGUUGUUCAUCUUCUUUUUAUUACCGGAGACGCUGUCUUCCAACAUUCUUCUUCGUCGAGCGCAACGCCUUCGUACACAAACACGAAAUCCUUCACAUCGAAGUCAAUUUGAAAUGGAUACACCAAGAACGAGCUUGGGCGUCAUGAUUUUCGAGCAGAUAGUGAACGAUCUCAAGAUAUCCUGCAUAGAUCCGGUGAUUAUUUUCGUGAACAUACACACCAUGCUGAUAUAUGGCAUUCUCUAUCUGUGGUUUGAAUUCUUUCCGUUUGGUAAGACCAUCCUGUCUAAUUUAGCAACUUUAAACCCUGAGCUUAUGAAACUUCUAUACUCGUGGGUUUCUCCUAUUAUUGAACCUGAGGGUCCGUUUAGGCUUAUAUGUUCUUUGACAGUUGCGUUUUUCGGAAUUCUCGUCGGUGCAGUCAUAUCUGUUGUGGCAUACGUACUCUGGCUCCGAUUUUCCUACCAGCCUCGCAUGUCUAGGCCAGGAUUCAGCGUCGAGCCCGAAGCAAGACUAGUCCCAGGACAAAUCGGUGCAAUUUGCAUUCCAAUCUGUUUGUUCAUAUUUGCAUGGACAUCACGACCAAGUGUACACUGGGUUGUUCCAAUAAUCGGUACCGCGUUUUUUGCGCCAGGUUUCUACCUCACGUUCCAGUCUAUUCUCAAUUAUCUUGGUGAAUCUUAUCCGAGACACGUUGCAAGUGUGUUUGCCGGUAAUACCUUUUUUAGGAGCUCAUUUGGGGGUGCAUUACCAUUGGCUGCCCCUCGGAUGCUGCAGUCUCUUGGUAUUGGCUGGGCAUCCAGUACGUUGGGAUUCAUUUCCAUCGCUAUGCUUCCGCUUCCCUUUGUUCUGGAAAGG
Molecule: messenger RNA, 1650 nt
Organism: Penicillium atrosanguineum
Lineage: Eukaryota; Fungi; Ascomycota; Eurotiomycetes; Eurotiales; Aspergillaceae
Exons: 5
Biological process (GO): xenobiotic detoxification by transmembrane export across the plasma membrane
Molecular function (GO): fluconazole transmembrane transporter activity
Source: RefSeq, a predicted model, not a curated record